Messenger RNA from Galendromus occidentalis (western predatory mite), 943 nucleotides. RefSeq lists its product as uncharacterized. The record is from RefSeq and is a predicted model, not a curated record. NCBI's taxonomy places the organism in Eukaryota, Metazoa, Arthropoda, Arachnida, Mesostigmata, Phytoseiidae. The transcript has a single exon. Bases 5 to 739 code for a protein of 244 amino acids.
CGCGAUGGCAGCCGCACGCUUUUCACCUGUCCAAUUGCUCAUCGCGGCGGUGGCGUUAUCGGCAAUCGCUGUGUCUGCGGGACCCACCAAAGAUCCUCAGUGCACUCAGGAUGGUCUCGAGAAGUGUGGAGCCGAUCUAAUUAUUUUCGCCUCGGGACCCAAGGUGGCGACGAACGCCGCACAGCUCAAAGAAAUUUGCCCGAAAGAACAGGCGUCAGAGAAAUGCGCUCGGGACUACAGUAAUCGUUGUCUACCGCGACUUCCCAAAGGAAUGGUAACGCUGUUCCUCGAUGGAGUGAAGGCCGAAGUCAACGGAAAGUGCAAAGAAGGACACGCGAAGAACAAGGAGUACCUCAAGCACGCGACGUGCAUGAACAGUCAGGGCGCGAAACUGCACGGAUGCAUGUCUCAAUUGGUGGCCAUCCUCGACCAGACAGUCAGCAAGGGAAUAACAGGAAAAGACGCCCAGAAGAAACAACUCAAGGAUUCGUGCUGCUCGUUCGGAAACAUGCGCUCGUGCAUGAUUGAGUCCGUGAAGGGACCGUGUGGAGCGGAUACGUCAAAAUACGUGGAUUCUCUAAUUCAGGGCUAUGCCGGGGAUCUCCUCGAUACGGUAUGCUCGGCUUUCCCGAUGUCAGAUUGCAAAGCCGCGCAGCACAUCAAAAUCAAGGCAGGUGCACCGAAAAACCUGCUCUCACCUCUAGCUCACAUGGUUUCUAGUCUCCAAGCACAGGGAUAAUCUCACGGGACUCACUCCGGCGGAUCAAGUCAGUUCAGGUGGUUCACUUCCAAGCAGACCUGAAUGUUAUUGCGCUGAACAAUCAAUCUUCCCGGGGCGCACGAGCGUCGAAUGCGAAGUUAGCAAUGAUAAUCACUCGUUUCAUAUCACCUACCCGAACCGGAACUGCCCAAGUGGUUGGUAAUAAUUACUCAAGUCGGAACA